AUGACCUCGCUGGACGCCGAACGAGCUCAACAGCCAUUCCAAUGCCCUGUAUGCGCGAAGAGGUUUACAAGACACGAGAACCUGAAGCGCCAUUCGAGCGUGCAUUCCCGCGUGCCGGGGACUCUUCCCUGUCCCCACUGCCCCACGACCUUCGCCAGAGACGACCUGCGCAAGCGACACAUACGGCGCAAGCACCCGCCGCCGCCAUCAAACAAUGCUGUGGUGGUUGCACAACCUUGCGAAUCGCCAGUGUCGGAAAUCACAAGCGUGGGCGAGUCAUCAGGACGGGUUGGGACGGAGGAGGUACCCAUCUAUGACGACACGGUCGACGGUCUGGCAUCCCAAGACACUCUCCUCUAUGGCAACACGGUCGACGGCCUGACACCUGACGAACUCGAACACGUUCUCGAGCUCUACUUUGACAAUGUCUCGCCGUUUGUACAGUUUAUCCACCGUUCAACAUUUGACCGACAAACGGCAUUCAGGCCGCUCGUUCUGGGAAUGGCUUGCCUUGGGGUUCAAUACGCACCUGUCGACAAACCUAGCGGACUAUGGUUCAAAGAAGCGUGCUCGUUGCUGAACGGCCACGAUAUCCAGCCUGGAUCGCCGCUCUGGCUGCCCAAAAUCCAGGCGCUAGUGCUGCUCGAGUUGUACGCGAUCAUGUACGCGUGCGGCAAUGAAACGAUCGACGGGUUGCGCAUGCACAGCAAAUCUGUAGAGAUGGCUCGACAGGCGGGUCUUUUCAACCCUCUGCCAGCCCGAUCAGCCGUCACCUCUGAUCUCGACGCACUCUGGCGCGACUAUGUGCGAAUCGAGAGUCACAAGCGCACUUGCUACGCCAUCUACCAGGUGGACUCGAUGCUCUAUCACUUGCUGUCCCUGCCUCGCCUGCUUUCACAUUUGGAGAUUGGCCACGGCCUUCCUGGGCCAUCCCAGUUGUGGUCCGAGCCGACUGCUGCUGCCAUCCGCCAGUGUCUGUCUGCGUCACCCGAGUGCGACUUGACCAACGUCGGCGCCCAUUCUCUGUUUCUCAUCCUCGCUUUUGUUCUUUCAAGUGUCCGCGAGAAUUCCGGUUGGUCGUCGAUUACUGGUAACCCUUCGUUUGAGCGAGGAGCGGCCUUGCAGUCGUCCGGACGCAUCAUCGAGUCGGCCUUGCAUUUCAUUGAUGAGCACGACGUGACUGCUGUCCAGGCAGAGGUUCUUUUCCGUGUCGCCAUGAUCGAUCUCCUGAUGUGGGCCCCGAGCCAUACCAGCGGCAUCGUCGAGACAAGCUUGAACACUGCCAUUGCGGCUGCUGCAUACUUGGGCACUCGGCCAUUCAGCGUCCCUGCCGACCUCAUGGAGCCGCUCGAGUCACACAUCAACUGGUUCCUCGCAUACUUGGAGCAGGACGUCGACUACCAGCGCGAACCGCCUUGGGUGACAAUGUACGCGUUCCGGGCGGUACUGGUUGGAUUGGAACUGAUCCGCGGUGGAAGUCUGGCACCACGGGAAGACCUGGGAUUCAUUGAUUUCGAGAGCAUGCUCGUGUGGGCCAGAGGCGCGUUUGGCAAGAGGAGUCGGUGGGAGGUGGGGCGGUUGAUUGUGCAGAACCUCGACCAGUUGUAG
Apiotrichum porosum is the source of this 1608-nucleotide messenger RNA. RefSeq lists its product as uncharacterized. Bases 1 to 1608 code for a protein of 535 amino acids. The record is from RefSeq and is a predicted model, not a curated record. Gene Ontology annotation, cellular component: chromatin. The transcript has 5 exons. Gene Ontology annotation, molecular function: RNA polymerase II cis-regulatory region sequence-specific DNA binding; zinc ion binding; DNA-binding transcription factor activity, RNA polymerase II-specific. NCBI's taxonomy places the organism in Eukaryota, Fungi, Basidiomycota, Tremellomycetes, Trichosporonales, Trichosporonaceae. Gene Ontology annotation, biological process: DNA-templated transcription; regulation of transcription by RNA polymerase II.